Messenger RNA from Lolium perenne, 1188 nucleotides. The record is from RefSeq and is a predicted model, not a curated record. NCBI's taxonomy places the organism in Eukaryota, Viridiplantae, Streptophyta, Magnoliopsida, Poales, Poaceae.
AUGCCGCCACCGCCUCGGCCCGCAGCGCCACGCCGCUCCCGCCUUGCGCAGCCGCCGCGCCAGCGCCACCGCGCCAGCGCCGCCAACCGCCGCCCGCUCCGGCCGGCAGCCGCGGCUACAGGCCAUGUUUGCACUAGUGGGAGGUGGAGCGCCAGCGGAGAGAAGAUCGAUCUGGAGGGUCACUCCUCGUUCACCUCCCUACUCGGGAGUUUUCGCCCCCUGCAGCUGCCACCCAGAGAUGACGGCGGCGACGCCAGCGGGGACGGGGGCAGCACGGCUGCGGCAAGGACGAGGGAUUCUGAGGACCUCGUCUCAUUCAAUGGGUUAGAGUUCUUUGUGGAUCCGCAGUCAGGUCACAUUCCAGGCACACACCAGAGUGUGAAUCUAUCAUGGGGAUGUGCAGUAUAUGGUCAAGAGAGCCAGAUUGAAAGCAUGGAAGAUGUUUAUUCAGAUUGCGAAGAUGAAGCGGAAAGCGAGCCUGACAAUUAUGACGACUUCCUUUUCCGCUGUGAAGGUGACACUGAUGUUGAGGAUUGUUUUCCAACACAAAUCCAAGAAGCUGCUGUAGUAAAAGUAAGGUCUAUGGUAGAAAUUCGGAAGGAAGUUAGAGUUAAAGAUGCCAAGUAUAAGGCAGAAUUGACAAGGGCGGCAAAGAGAAGGGCAAUAGAAGGAGUGGUAGAUGAUGAAGACAUCAUAUUUAGUGACCAAGAUAGCGAUGAAGGCCAAGUGCAGGUGAAGGUCAAGAUGGAAGUGUCAAAGUUGCUACUAUUACUUGCUCAAAUUGUAAUUUAAAAGGACACACGUACACCACUUGUACACAACCUUUGAAGCCUGACCUCGCAAUUAGGAAGGCAGGGCAUAUGGUAAUUAUAUUUUCAACAAACACUAUUUCUUUUUUCCCUAGUGCAUUCCAUUACGUUGAAGAUCUUAACACUGUCUUAUUGUUUCAGAGCAAUCGAACUCGACCGGAUGCCCCUCCUGCAAUACCUGCGCGUCCUCCGCCUACAUCAGCACCUACAUAUACACCUACAGACCCUGCUGCAACAUCGCGGCGCCAUCCUACAACACCUGCACCACCACGGCGCAAUGCUACAGAACCUGCACUAUCACGGCAACAACAACGGCAGAAUCACCCUAACUCGUCAAACUCAAGGUUGUAUGGCUACUUCACAGCAGGUCGUGAUACGC